Molecule: messenger RNA, 702 nt
Organism: Pseudocercospora fijiensis CIRAD86
Lineage: Eukaryota; Fungi; Ascomycota; Dothideomycetes; Mycosphaerellales; Mycosphaerellaceae
Exons: 3
Coding region: 1-702 (233 amino acids)
Cellular component (GO): cytoplasm
Molecular function (GO): oxidoreductase activity
Source: RefSeq, a predicted model, not a curated record
AUGCCACAUCGAACACCGCCCUGUCAACUUCCUGUUUCUGGGGCGACCACUCCAUUCUGGCGCACAGAAUUGCACGAACUCGACAGUUUCAGAUCGACAGAAGAGCUACCAGCUGAAUGCGAUAUCGUAGUCAUUGGUGCAGGGUACGCUGGGGUCUCGACGAUCCAUCAUCUACUCAAGCAGGGCGGCACGGCUCCCCAGAUCGUAUUACUCGAAGCCAGACAAGCUUGUUCUGGAGCUUCAGGGCGCAAUGGAGGACAAGUCAAACCUGACGUCUACUACAACAUCCUUAAAUACACCCACAAAUACGGAGCAGAGCAAGCCGCCUCAUUCGCGAAAUUCGAAGCAAGAAAUGUCCUAGCAGUCAAUGAACUUGUCACGAAAGAGAAAAUCGAUUGUGAUUUCGUGCUAACCAGAGCUUUGGACGUGUAUCUCGAUGACGAACAUUCUAAAGCGACGAAAGAAGCUUUCGAUGAACUUUCUACGAUAGGUGUCGCGGAUCUUGCUGAUAUUCAGUACACCCAAGGCGAAAAAGCUGAAAAGAUUUCUGGGGUCAAGGGAGUUAAGAGUUGCUAUUCUUAUACUGCAGGUCAUAUUUGGCCCUAUAAGCUCGUGAUGGAACUUCUCAGCAGAGCUGUCAAGAAAGGCGUGAAUUUACAAACCCAUAAACCCGCCACAUCAGUCUCGGAGUCGGAAGAAUGA